Messenger RNA from Clavispora lusitaniae ATCC 42720, 2271 nucleotides. Its product is annotated as serine/threonine protein kinase. Lineage: Eukaryota; Fungi; Ascomycota; Pichiomycetes; Serinales; Metschnikowiaceae. Gene Ontology annotation, molecular function: ATP binding; protein serine/threonine kinase activity. The record is from RefSeq and is a predicted model, not a curated record. Gene Ontology annotation, cellular component: nucleus; plasma membrane; cytoplasm. Gene Ontology annotation, biological process: protein phosphorylation.
AUGGUGAACUUAUACCCAUCUUUCCUCCAUCUGAAUGGAACCAAACCAUCCGAUAUGGACGAUGACAAUAUCUGGAAGCCUCCCACGCCGGUGGAUGAGAAGAAGGCAGGUUCUCGGUCUCGCUCCAUCUCAAUGACGAGGUUUUUCUUCAAAGACCAUGACAGCGAUCAAGAUCAGUCUCAGCCUCAAACUCCAUCAGAGGUAACUCCAGACACAGAGCUGGAUUCGAGAAAACCCACCGGUCUCGUCAAGUUAAAGUCGUUCUUGAGGUUUUCUGCUCUGCCUGACAUCAAGCAAGAAAACAAACUUGAGCCAAGACAAGAGCUAAAAUCUAGCCCAAAACUUAAUCAUGAGACAGAUACGAGUGGUAGCGAAUCUCAAAUCGGAGACCAAAACACAAACGAUGGGCGUCCUGUAGGCCAGGAAGCCACUCCCAGCAUGCUACGAAUGUUCUCGUUGGGCCGGAAGCGACUGGUGUCCACGCCUUUAAACCAGAUCCCCUAUGCCAAAGCACCCGAGCAACAGCAGUCCGAGAAAACGAGUCCUGUCGUUCAACAGAACCCUUACUUUGCUCAUCAAGGCUUCCCCCCUCAUAUGGAUGCUCAGAAACAGCACUACGAAGGACGGCCCAACUCUAAAAAUCAAAUUGCUGUAUCCCUUCGUCAUAAUGACUCGAUUAUCUUCGCAAGCGAAGCCAACUCGCACGAGUCAGCCCAUCUGGACAACGAAUACAAAGGUUCUUCCUUACAGGACCUUAUUAAGGAAGAGAGUGAAGCUCUUCAGCAAAAAAAUGACAAGAGCAAAUGUGAAGAGAAUGUCUCUCAGUCCCGACGUUCGCAGGGCCAAAUGGGCAACCUCAGCAAUCCUACACCCCUCAGGAAGACUCUUCGAAGAGUUGCUUCAGCGCCUCUAGUUCAUUUAUUGCUCAAUGACAAAUCCCAAACGCAAGAAACUACCAAGGAGUUUAAUAUCCACGAGCAUAUUGGCGAACUCAACCUUACGAAAGGACGGCCUAGAACAAGUACACAGGGUCGAAUGUAUUCGCACCUGGCGACAAAGAUCAUGGACGUACAAGUGAGUCCGGAUUGCUUCGAGAAGAUCCGUCUUUUGGGCAAAGGAGACGUGGGAAAAGUGUUUUUAGUGCGAGAAAAGGCAUCGUCCAGACUUUAUGCCAUGAAGGUACUCAAUAAGAAGGAGAUGAUUGAGCGGAACAAAAUUAAGCGUGCGUUGGCGGAACAGGAAAUUUUGGCCACUAGCAACCACCCUUUUAUUGUGACAUUGUAUCACUCAUUCCAACUGGCUGAUUCUCUUUACCUUUGUAUGGAGUAUUGCAUGGGGGGCGAAUUCUUUCGGGCUUUACAGACACGUGAAUCCAAGACUAUUAGCGAAGAUGACGCAAGGUUCUACGCUGCAGAAGUAACUGCCGCUUUGGAAUACUUACACUUGAUGGGUUUCAUUUAUAGAGACCUCAAGCCCGAAAACAUCUUGCUACAUCAGCUGGGACACAUUAUGCUUAGCGACUUUGACUUGUCCAAGCAAUCAGCAAAUGCCAAAAACCCCGAAAUUCAAUUCAGCAAAACAAAUCAUCUGGCAAACCCCACUAUUGACACAAAGGCUUGCAUCGAUGGCUUCCGUACGAACUCUUUUGUCGGAACAGAAGAAUAUAUUGCACCAGAGGUUAUCAGAGGAAAAGGUCACACGAGUGCAGUUGAUUGGUGGACUUUGGGUAUUUUCAUUUACGAAAUGCUCUAUGGAACCACUCCCUUCAAAGGACGUGAUCGUAAGGCUACUUUCAGCAACGUUUUGAAGAAGGAUGUUCGGUUUGCAGACACUCAUGCUGUGUCGUCAUCCUGUAAAAAUCUCAUAAAAAAGUUAUUGGUGAAGGACGAAACCAAAAGAUUAGGUUCUAAAAUGGGUGCUUCAGACAUUAAAUCGCAUGCUUUCUUUAAAAACACACAAUGGGCGUUAUUGCGAAACCAAAAGCCCCCAAUGAUUCCAGUUCUCACAAGAACGAAAAAGACCGACAAGAAGCCGCAACAAGAAGAUAUGAAGAGUGAAGAGACUUCAGUGGAAAACAGCUCCAAGUUCAAUGCUUCAGAUGAAGAUCCAUUUGCGAACUUCAGCUCUGUCACACUCCAUUACGAUGAUGGUGACAUGGAUGAUUCUAUCAUGAUGAGUGGAGAUAGUUCCUUGUACACUAGUGUUGCAUAUACCAUGACCAACCAUCUGGACUCGAGUACACGGCGCCAGAAGGGAUUUUUGAGACGAUAG